Molecule: messenger RNA, 1224 nt
Organism: Thermothelomyces thermophilus ATCC 42464
Lineage: Eukaryota; Fungi; Ascomycota; Sordariomycetes; Sordariales; Chaetomiaceae
Exons: 4
Coding region: 235-1035 (266 amino acids)
Biological process (GO): conjugation with cellular fusion
Cellular component (GO): mating projection tip; membrane
Source: RefSeq, a predicted model, not a curated record
CGAGGAGAGGCUGCCUGUCGCAUUCCAGCGCAGCGACAGCAAGUCCGCCGUCCUUGGCCUCUCGGCACGACGACGUCCCAUCGCUUGCCUCGAUCGGGCGCUGCCGCCGCCGGCGCUGUCCAGCCCCGGCCGUCACUCCGACGAAGCUCGCGGAGGACCGGUGCGGGUUCCCGGAGCGGCAUCGCGCACUCGGAUAACGAAACUUAGACCAAGCGCACUCUAGGAAGAAUCAAGAUGGCGACCAGAUUCCAAUUGGGGUGGUAUCGCUGGGUACCAUUCCUGGGCUAUCACCACGUGUUGAUGAUCUUGAUAGCGGUGGCGAUAAUAUUGUUGUCUCUCCUGCUUGCCGGAUGCUCUUCUUCAUCACCCCUCAUCCCCGAUAUCUUCCUCCUCUCGCUCUACUACAUGCGCUACACGGCCACGCCCGAUACGGCACAGGUCGACUACAACGUCCAUAAUGCCAUCGCCGACAUUGUGGGCGACGCUCGGCUCCAGGCGCGCGUGGGCUUCUUCGGCAUCUGCGUGAGCCCCGACGGCGGGUCGUGGUUGUGCAGCAACAACGCGACGACUCUAGCGAACGAGGUGUCGCUCGAUCAAGACCCGCUCAACCUCAUCUGGCUGGCCAGCCAGUUCAAGGACAUGAUUGUCUUCCCCUACCUACUCAUCAUCGCAAUCAUCUUUGCCUUCAUCUGCCUGUUGCUCCUCGCUACCUUUCCCGGCUGGCACGAGGAGGAGGACAGCGAGGGGUCCGAGCGCGAGGUCAAGCCGUUCCCCUCGCGGCCCGUCAGCCAGGUCGCGCUGGCCAUCAUCUUCAUCUCGUCCAUCUUUGUCCUGGUAUCGGUCCUCUGGCAGCACACGGCCUCGGUCGCCGCCAGUAUCAUCGCGCAGGACCUGGCCAACGGAAGCGUGCGCUCGGGCGUCGGUACCUCGGCGAUGGUCAUGGGCUGGUUCAGCUUCACGCUGCUCAUCAUUGUGACCAUCGGCCUGCUGGUCAUGAUAUUGAGUAUGCAGGUGCUGGAGCAUAUCAUGGAUUAAUGAUUGAUUUUUUUAAAUCCUUCCCGUCUUUUUGCGACGACGAUGACGACAAACGACGACGAUGGCCACGAGACGCCAUAGGAUGAGACAGGGGAUCUUGUUGAGGGCGCGUGCCAUCUGUGCUGGCAUGCAACGACUGGAACGAGUUAUUGGGUUCGAGGGAUGAAGAAGAUGGGGGCUACGAGUCCA